Dermacentor andersoni is the source of this 2625-nucleotide messenger RNA. The record is from RefSeq and is a predicted model, not a curated record. Lineage: Eukaryota; Metazoa; Arthropoda; Arachnida; Ixodida; Ixodidae.
GUGAAGAAAAACCAGACCCGCUGGUGCAUGGUGCCCACAAAUUAUACCUUUUAGUUGAGCCCGCUCAAUCAGGCGGAAACCUGAUUCCACCGAUUCCAUUGCUCGCGCACCAUCAGUGUGCUGGGCGUGUCCUUGUCGCCUUCUACGACCGGAGCAUUGCGGCACGUAGUAGGGCGCUACAAACCUACAUUUCCCUCGAUUUACCAUGCUUGAGUGUGAGGGGUCUUUACAAUAAUGAUGCCAUACUUUCUUCCCCAAAAAACGCUUUUCUGCGUGAUAAUUUAAUAUUUCAAACGCAAUCGCUACUUAUUCGAAAUGGCACGUUUUUUUAUUAUUACCCUUUCUCAGAGUGCGAAUGUUGGUUUGGUACUUUCACAUGGCGGGAAUACUGUCCCUGCUCGAUUUUCUUGCGUUCAAAAAGGCAGCUCUCAUUCAAAUUGACGCCUUGGGAAAUUUUUAGUACUUUGAAUUCCCUUUGUUGUUGCUUCAUCCGAUGGCUGAUGGCGUCUGAAUGCAAAAAAAGCUCGCGUACUGUGCUUUGGACACAUGUUAAGGAACUACAGGUGGUAAAAAUUAACCAUGAGUUCUCAACUACGGUGUGCCUUAUAUACAGAUCGCGGUUUUGGAGCGUAGAACGCAAGGAGAAUUUUUUUUUUUUUUUUACAUUAGGAUGGCUCAAAUGACUUCUGACGAAAACUUCCAUGUACAUACUUGCCACCUUUCAUGCAGGUAAACCAGGAGGAAAUAAGAACCACAGUUCCGUGUCGCGAGUGGGACUACGACAUAGCGAACAAGGGAGACAGCAUCGUGAGCCGUUUUGACCUGGUUUGCAACCAAGAGUUUCUCUACGACCUAUCUACGGUCGUGCCCAUGGUCGUUUCCGCUCUCGUGGCUCCAGCACUCGGCCUGGCAUCGGACCGCGUGGGCCGAAGGCCGGUGAUGAUGUUCUGCGCGUUCGGCCAACUCAUCUCCACUAUCGGAAACUGCUUCGCGGAGACAUACACGUGCUUCGUCUUCACUCGGAUCCUCAUCUUCGUGGCGACCGACGUCACCUUCCUCGCUACAUUUAGUUUGAUACAUGAGGUCACCGGGAACGCGCGUCGCUCGAUAUUCACGCUCCUCGACACUGCCCUACCUGGCGUCGUAGUCCCGCCGAUGAUGCAUGUACUGUCCCUACUCAAACCACGCUGGAUGCUCGCCGAGGCGCUGACCAUCGCAACUGUGAGCCUGCUGCUGGCCUGGUGCUGCCUGCAGACAGAGUCACCCGCGUGGCUCAUCGCCACGCGGAACAUGCGUCGGGCCGAGGCCACGGUACUACUGGCGGCCAAGGAAAACGGCGUGGACGUAGCCAGGGCGCGCUCUACAUUUAUGGCCAUCAAGAAGCAGUUAAGCAAGCUAGACAAGUACGCCGCAACGGCUCCGAUGGAGGGCAUCAUGGAGACGAUCAAAAUGCGUCGCCGCGCGGUCUCCGUGCUCCUGGCCAGGUUCACGUUAGACGCUACCUACAUAGGUCUCAUGAUGAAUGACGUGACCACAGGCAUUCCAUGGGAGGUUGCACACGUAGUUUUGCUGACAGCCUAUUCCGCCUCGAUCUGCGGCAGCAUGCGGAGAUACGGAAUCCGGGAGACGCUGUCUGGUCUCAUGAUCGUCCUGUGUGCCUUCGCCAUUUUCGAGGCCGCGGCGAUCUUCACCGGUCAACAGACAGUGACGCGUUUUCUGCACGCCGGCAUGAAGGUGGUCGUCUCCGGCGCUAUGAGCGUCACGCUCUGCUACACGGCCGAGACCUUUCCGACGGCCGUGCGGAACGCCGGCAUCAGCCUUUCCCACUGCGCCGGCGGCAUUGGAAGCACUCUGGGCCUCACCGUCAUAGCCAUCGGAGAACCGCAUAUGUUCUACGCACUGUCGGCCUUCAUGGUGCUGUUAACCGUCGCGGCGAUUCAAUGGCUCCCUGAAGUUUUCAUAGAGCAUCACAUGGCGCCUAGAGCGCAUAGCGAGAGUGAACGAAAAGCGGAGCUCCAGGCAUCGCUGAAGUGCCGUAGUGUAAAGUCACCCAAGAAAACCCGGUAAAGCAGUGCGAUACAGCACUCUAUACGCUGGCGCACUCAUUCGCCACGUCGCACUGCUCAACUGCCACUGUGAAAAAAUGAGUGUCCGUUAAACUGUGCGACUUCUUUUUAUCUUAUUCACUCCACACAGUGUUGUAAUUCUGCGCUUAUGAUUCCGUGAACAGUACAUGAAAAAAAGUUCUCAGUGUCAUAAAAACUGUGUUCAUAACACGAACCCCUGUGGACAAGAGGGACAAAAUCAGAAUUAAUAAUAAGCUAAUAGACUUUUUAUACAGAUGUUUCACGCGCGUUCCUUGCGAUUAAGGAUGAUGGCUACGGGAAGUGAAUUGACGAUGGAUACAGAACAGAAAGGACCAUCGCUUAUUCGACACCGAAGAGUAUAUCCAUACGACAGAACCGCCAGCGGGACGUUUUAGUCUUCAAUAUCAGCCUAAUUGUGCGUUUAAUUUUAGUUUCUUGUGUUAUCGAGUCGGCGGAGCGUGCACGCCGAUUGUACAAGUAAAUAUUUGGUCAUUGGAUUCCUUGCGCAGUUACGCUGCUGCACUUGUCCCUUAGUGAA